AGGGCACGUGCGCGUCCGCGUUUGUUUACCUCCGGCAUCGCGCUUCGGAGCAUCGAUUUUGGCUUUUUUUCGCAAUCUGUUGAAUUUAUAAAACCUUUUUGCCGCGUUAAUUUUGCUGACUUCAUCUGCAAAAAAGUUGCCACAAUAUGGACGAAACCGUGUGCUACAUCAAGAAAGAGUUCGUGGUUCCACGUGAAAGCACCGUACCCGAACCGGCAGCGCCACCCACGUCCGGUGGCCAGGAUUACGAUCCUCCGCCGGGUAAGCCCGAGGGUGGUGACGACGAACCGUCCGCCAAGAAGGGUCGCUUCGAAAACGGCGGCGACGGCAAAAGCAAGCAGCAAAAAAAGCGCAACCGUGGCCAGAACAAGAACCGCGCGCUUCCGUUCAAGGAACAGGACGACGUCCGGCUGUGCAAGACGCUGCUCGAUGGAAACGCCGAGCUGGGCAAGUGCAGCAAAGAGCGGUGCCGGUUCUCGCACGAUUUGGAAAAGUUUGUCCAGCUGAAGCCGAAGGACAUCGGUGAGACGUGCUACAUUUACUCGCUGAAGGGUUACUGCAACUUUGGCGUUACGUGCCGCUUUGCCGGGGCGCAUCUGGACGAGAACUUGAACAACAAGAUUGCGGAGGGUAUUUCGCGCGAGGACAAGAACCUGGUCAGCAUGUGUUUGGGCUUUGAGCUGCAGAAUACGCUGAGGAAAAAGAAGUACGACUUUAAGAAGUCAAACCAGUACGUGAGCAAGUUUGAGCAGCUGCAGAAGGAAGCGAAGGAGAAGGCGGAAGGGCAGGAGGCACGGAUUGGAGCGUGCAGCGAUGAGGACGUUAUUAAGCUGCAAAGUGCGGAGCGCAAAAAGAUCAACUUUCAGGACAAGUUGUACUUGAGUCCGCUGACGACGGUGGGGAAUUUGCCGUUCCGGAGGAUCUGCAAGGAAUACGGUGUGGACAUUACGUGCGGCGAGAUGGCCUGUUCGGUUCCGAUCAUCAACGGAAUGAUGCAGGAGUGGGCGUUGACGAAGCGACAUCCGUCGGAGGAUUUGUUCGGGGUUCAAAUCUGCGGCUACAGCGGAAAGCUAGCAGCGUACGCCAGUCAGCUGAUUGCGGAAAACGCCGACGUGGACUUUGUCGACAUAAAUUUGGGCUGCCCGAUCGAGCUGAUUUUCAACCAGGGCGGCGGAAGUGCCCUACUGCGGCGCGAGAAGGUUUUGGAAGUGUUGGUUCAGAGCUGCUCGCGAUUAUUGGCCGAUUACGGGAAAGAGUUUACGGUCAAAACGAGGACCGGCGUGUACGCCGGGAAGAACGUGGCCCAUGAGUUGGUGCCAAAGUUUGAAGAGUGGGGCGCCAGUUUGGUGACGAUCCACGGAAGAACCAAAGAACAACGCUACACCAAGCGAGCCGACUGGAACUACAUCCGGCAGUGCGCCCAGACUGUGAAGAGCGUUCCCAUCUACGGCAAUGGAGACAUCUUCAGCUACGAGGACUACGCGGAGGCGAAGAAAUGUGCACCGGAACUGGCCGGUGUCAUGAUUGGGCGAGGGGCGCUGGUCAAGCCGUGGAUCUUCCAAGAGAUCAAGGAGCAAAAAGCGCUCGAUCCAUCCAGCAGCGAACGGAUGGAGAUGCUGAAGCGGUACGUGAACUACGGACUGGAACACUGGGGAAGUGAUACGAAGGGGGUGGAGAACACGCGACGGUUCUUGCUGGAGUGGCAAUCGUUUCUGCAUCGCUAUGUGCCGUACGGCUUGCUGGAGCGACCCCCGCAGAGAAUCAACCAGCGUCCGGAACCGUUCCGCGGCCGGGACGACCUGGAAACGCUGAUGGCGUCGCCCAACUCCUCGGACUGGGUCAAGCUGAGCGAAAUGCUGCUCGGUCCCGUGCCGGACGGAUUCAACUUUGUGCCAAAGCACAAGGCAAACUCUUACUAGGUUUUUGAUUUGUUUACUUUUGUUGAAUAAUGGAUGUGAUAAAGCGAUUUGAGAAAUAUACGCUGCAAACUAAGAAAAA
Messenger RNA from Culex quinquefasciatus (southern house mosquito), 1998 nucleotides. It is a transcript of the gene Dus3, whose product is annotated as tRNA-dihydrouridine(47) synthase [NAD(P)(+)]-like. The transcript is spliced from 3 exons. Gene Ontology annotation, biological process: tRNA processing. NCBI's taxonomy places the organism in Eukaryota, Metazoa, Arthropoda, Insecta, Diptera, Culicidae. Bases 147 to 1919 code for a protein of 590 amino acids. Gene Ontology annotation, molecular function: RNA binding; flavin adenine dinucleotide binding; tRNA dihydrouridine synthase activity. The record is from RefSeq and is a predicted model, not a curated record.